This is a messenger RNA of Blepharisma stoltei, 1495 nucleotides long. The record is from the annotation of a GenBank genome assembly. NCBI's taxonomy places the organism in Eukaryota, Ciliophora, Heterotrichea, Heterotrichida, Blepharismidae.
AUGGUGUCAGUGGUUAGAGUGUCUAAGUUCAGACAUGUCUUUGGUGAAGAAUUACAAGAAAAAUUUGAAGACUUAAGGCCAAGCACACUUUCUUCAGAAAGCACUCUAAUCAAGUCCAAUGGCACAAAUAUAGUAUUUCCUUGGGAAUCGGGUGGGGCUGGCGUUUUAGCUGUAUUUGCGAUGUCGGAGAUAGGCCGAAUUGCUCCAAGUCACCCUUUUAUCAGAGGCCAUGCCGGGAAUAUUUUGGACUAUGAGUUUAAUCCUUUCAAUGACUUUCAGUUAUUAUCAUUAUUUAUAUUGAAUAAUUAAUUUUUCUUGUAAAAUUUAUUAUUGAGUACUAUUUAACCUAAAAAGGAUAAGUUGCGGCGAUGAUGCAACGUUAAAGUUAUGGGAUAUCCCAGAAGGAGGACUAACUGCCGAUAUCACAGUCCCCAGAGUUUCGUUAUCAGGCCACGGAAAAAAAGUUAGCCUUCUAAAUUUCCAUCCUUCAGCUGCAUUUUUGUGUGCAAGUGCAUCAUUUGAUAAAACAAUCAAAGUGUGGAAUAUUGAAAAUGGGAGCCCAGCCCUUGAAAUUUCAAAUAUUAAUGAAAUUAUCCUUUCCCUACAGUGGAGUCCUAUAGGCAGAUCGAUAGGUUAUACAACAAGAGAUAAGUAUGCAAAGGUCUCUGACCCAAGAAUUGGAAGAAAUGUAAUAGAAGUUCUAGCUCAUGAAGGCUCAAAACCAAGUAAACUAAUUUCAAUAAAUAAACCUUCUAUAAAUUUUCUAUCAAAAAUCUGCAAAUUCAUAAUAAAAUGAUAUAAAAUGGGUUGGAUUGAUGAAGACACCAUCGUAACCUGUGGCUUCUCCAAGAUGAAUGACAGGCAGCUUUCAGUCUGGGAUUUGAGGAAUUCCCAAAAAAUCAAGACCAUAAACAUUGACCAAGGAUCAGGAGUCUUGUACCCAUUUUACGACUCUGACACCAAAAUCCUCUUUGUCGCUGGUAAAGGUGACGGAAAUAUCCGCUAUUACGAAAUUGUAGGAGACGACCAAUAUAUGUAUUAUGUUGAAGCUUUUAGGUCAAAUAUCCCUUGCAGAGGGAUCAGUUUUAUUCCAAAGCGAAAAGUUGACGCAGAUUCCUGCGAAAUUAUGAAGGCUGUCAAGUUGACUAAUAACACUGUAGAUUUAGUAAGCUUUAAAGUACCUAGGCGUGUAGAAUCGUUCCAAGACGAUAUUUAUCCGGACUGCAUCUCUGGAGAGCCUGCAAUGAGCUCAUCUGAAUGGCUUAGCGGGACUGAUAGAGAGCCUAGGAGAGCUCCAAUUAAACAAAUUGACAGUUCACCUGCAAGGGUUGAAUUGCAUGUCCAGCCCCACUCGCCUGCACCUGUGCAACAUGGCCAGAAGAGCGUUAAGGAUUAUGAAAAAGAGCUAAAUGAAGCUAAAGCGACGAUUAAAAUGCAGCAACAAAGGAUUGCUGAGUUAGAGGCUCAGUUGGAGUCAAAAACUAAGUUAGAAUAA